Parasteatoda tepidariorum (common house spider) is the source of this 1861-nucleotide messenger RNA. RefSeq lists its product as uncharacterized. Gene Ontology annotation, biological process: regulation of DNA-templated transcription. Lineage: Eukaryota; Metazoa; Arthropoda; Arachnida; Araneae; Theridiidae. The record is from RefSeq and is a predicted model, not a curated record. Gene Ontology annotation, molecular function: RNA binding.
AGUUUGUAACUGUAACAUAAUCGUGCUACAGCAAAACCAUUUUCAAUUGCCGGUUUCGUCUCGCAAUCAGUUCUUGUCGGAUUAAAUUAAAUAUUAAAUUUAAAACUUAUGCAGUUUUAAAUCGCAAAUAUAUGAACUAUGGCUGAUCAACAAUAUUCUCAGUACCCAGCUGCUGGGCAAACAGGAUAUUCUUAUGGAAGUUAUGGUGGUGAUUCUUCAUACCCCCAGAGUGGUUAUGGUAGCUCUACCGCAGCAAAUGCAUACAGUGGUACAUCAUCUACUGGUUGGAGUGGCUCUUCAGCACCAGCCAGCAGCACCAACUAUGGCUCAUAUGGGGGAGCAGACCAAUAUGGAUCAAGUCAACAGCAAUAUAAUUAUGGCCAACAACAACCAUCUUCAUAUUCUGCUGGAAGUUAUUCUGCUUCAGCUCCUCAAAGUCAAUCUGCAUAUUCAUCAUCUGGUUAUGGGUCUUACGGUGGUUCAGCUCCUACUGGAUAUGGUAGUCAACCACCAAGUGGUAGUGUAGGCUCUUCUGCAGCUCCUCCAGCUCCUGGGUAUGGUGCUGGAGCUCCUCCUAGUGGUGUAUCUUCAGUACCACCGAUUGGCGGGCCGCCCUCUCAGGCUCCUCCUGGACAUAUGCCGCCCCCUCCUAGUGGCUAUGGUGGUCCUCCUCCCAGUGGGGAUUAUAACCGACCUCCUGGAGGCUAUGGUGGCUCUGCACCUCCCGGUGGCCCUGGUUCAAUGAGUACUAGUGGUGAUGGAUAUGGUGGUCCUCCUAUGGGUGGUUAUGGUGGCCCUGGUGGUGGGGGUAGAGGUGGAUUUCAAGGAGGCCCUGGUGGUUAUGAUAGAGGAGGCCGUGGCGGAGGUGGAGGAUAUGGUAACAAAGGUCCUGGAGGUCGCGGAGGUUUCAACAAAGGUGGUAGAGGUGGCUUUUCUUACAAUGGCGGUGGUGGAUCAAACUAUGGAGGAGAGGAAAUACAAGACACAGUUUUUGUUUCUGGACUGCCUGAAGCUGUCAAUGAGGAUGAGCUUUCAAAUUAUUUUGGAGCCAUAGGUGUUAUUAAAUUAGAUAAAAAGACUGGAAAACAAAGGAUUUGGAUCUAUAAGGACAAAAUGACCGGAAAAGGCAAAGGAGAGGCCACAAUAACAUAUGAUGAUCCACCAACAGCUAGUUCAGCUAUUAAUUGGUUUGGAGGAAAAGACUUUCAAGGUAAAAAAAUAAAUGUGCAACUUGCACAGCGUAAAACUCCAUAUGGUGGUGGGCCUGGUGGAGGUGGCCGUGGAGGAGGAGGAGGUCGCGGUGGUGGUGGCGGCGGAGGUCGAGGAGGUGGUGGUGGACGCGGUGGCGGAGGCCGUGGUGGACGUGAUGAUGGUGGUCGAGGAGGAGAUAGGGGUGGCUCUGGUGGUUCUGGCAGAGAAGGAGACUGGAAAUGCAUGAAUCCUGAUUGUGGUAACAACAAUUUCUCUUGGAGAGUAGAGUGCAAUCGUUGCCAUGCUCCACGUCCUGAAGGUGUUGGAGGUGGUGCUCCACCUGAUGGUGGAUCAAGAGGACCUGGUGGUGGACGUGGCGGCGGAAUGCGUGGAGGCCGUGGUGGUGAUCGAGGUGGGCGGGGAGGAAGAGGCGGACCUCCUGGUGGAAGAGGUUUUGGUGGAGGACGAGGAGGCCCUGGUCGUGGUGGCCCAAUGAGAGGUGGUCCCGGUGGUGAUCGAAGACAAAGACCAUAUUAACUGGUAGCCUAGUUUAAGCAUUUUAUAUUUGUUUCAAUCAUCAAAUUGGACUUACCAUGUUGUAUACUCUACAACAUUUUCAUCAGUAACUUUCAUUUAUUGUACAUUUUAAUAAAAGUGUAAAUUUUCUUUA